This is a messenger RNA of Mercenaria mercenaria, 7005 nucleotides long. Its product is annotated as cilium assembly protein DZIP1L-like. The transcript has 22 exons. Gene Ontology annotation, cellular component: cytoplasm; ciliary basal body. The coding region runs from base 118 to 2871 and encodes 917 amino acids. Gene Ontology annotation, biological process: cilium assembly. NCBI's taxonomy places the organism in Eukaryota, Metazoa, Mollusca, Bivalvia, Venerida, Veneridae. The record is from RefSeq and is a predicted model, not a curated record.
AUCUAUAAAAACUGAGCCAGUCUAUCGAAUUCCAAUAUGGAAGCCACAAGUUGAAACAAGGGGAUUAUUUUUUUUAUUUUCAGUGUUUUUAGCCCUGCUGAAGGGAAUAUGUGAAAGAUGGCGACAAAGUUCAUGCCCCCUCCUUCCGCCAUGCAUUAUCAGAGUAGCCAGUUUUAUGACAGUGCGUACCCUGGCCCAAGCUUUCAACAAAGUCAGGACACAAAUGGGCGGGGUUUCGCAUUUCGGAAGCGUUUUGAAAAAUUAGAUUGGAGGAGGAUUGCAUCAGUAGAUAUAGAUGCAGUAGCUCGGACUCUUGACUUCAAUGCCCUUCAAGAUAAUAUUAUGAAUAUAACCUUCUGUAACAUUGAAGCUGAACUGGAUGUACGAAUGGUAGAUCCAAACUUCCUAAAGAUUUUCAAGCUAGCACAGUUAUCGAUAGAAUAUUUAUUGCAUUCUCAAGAAUUUCUGACAGCCAAGUUGACUACUCUGGAGGGGAGUCUGAAAAAGUCAAAUGAAGAGCAUGAAGAAACAAAAGCCACUCUUGCCAAACUGAAAGAUGAACUAACAGCCGUUAAGAAGGAAAGUCAUAAACGCAAAAAGUUGCUGGUUGCCCAGCAACAGCUUAUACAUGCUGGGUCAGGGAGCUACAAUAAGUGUCCAUUUUGUUCAAAAGCUUUCUUGAACAACUCCUUCCUACAGUCUCACAUACAGAGACGUCAUGGGGAAUACGGACAACCAAGCAAGGAUUCCCCAAGCCAGGAACAGGGUAUGGCCCCACAGCAGGGUCAGGUUAAGAUGAACACAGUGUUGGAACAAGAGUUCCAGGAAAUCCGAGAAAGAUUAAAAAAUACAGAAGCUCAGUUACAUCACGAAAGAAAAGCGAGGAAACACCUUGAAAAACAGAAUAUACAGCGAUUUGAAGAACAUGGUCAUGAGGACUUAUCGCCAGAACAACAAAACGAGAUGGAAAGGAUGAAAGAAAUGUUUAUGAAAGAGUUACAUGAUGUGAAUGAGAAAUACCAGGCAUCAGAACAGGUUCUCAAUGAGAUGCGAGGUGGGAAGAAACGGUCAAAUCUUGGUGAACUUCAGGAUGACGAAGAGGAUAAAAACUUGUUACGUCAACAAAGAGAGGAGGUCGCCAUGUUGAAAGAACAGUUACAAGAUCAGAUGCACAAUGUGGAGGCUUCAGUCCAGUCAAAGAUAGAUAGACAAGAUAAACAAUGGCAGAGGAAAGUAAAUGAGAUGAAAAAGCAACAUGCUGAUGACCUGAGAAAGUUGAAUAGUGCAUUGGAGAAAACAAGCCGAGAGCUGUCAGCAAGAAAGGCUAAGGGAGAGAACUCUGCCUUGGUACAACAGCAGCAAGAAGAAGUUGAAGAGCUUAUCAGGAAAGUGCCAUCAGCUUCAUCAUCAGCUUCAUCAUCAAACUCAUCAUCAUCCAAGGAUGAAGGGAUUGAUGAUAAGAAACAGAAGCAAACCAGAGAACAGGAACAGAUCAUUCAGGAAGAAAUGCAGAGAUCUGCUGACCAACAACAACAACGACAGAUGGAGACAAAGAUACUGAGUAUGGAGCCAAGUGAUGAUGAAGACGACACAACAGAAUUUGGAACAGGAAGUGGUACACAGUCAAGCUUCCAGAGGUCUGCCAGAGAAACAGCCAGAUCUAAUGCUACCAUAGGCACUAUGAACAGUGGAGAAGUAACAUUAAGGACGACCCAGUUCCUGGAUCAGUUAAGGAAGAACCCGACCCUCAAGAUAAUGAGAGAUGAACUAGUCUCAGUCCUGCAAGAUCAGCUUGAGAAAAUUGGAAUACCUCCAGGCACUAAAGGAAUCUCCAAUGAGACAUUGUUGAGUAAACUGACCCACUUGAGGACGAGGAGACAGACCCUGGAGAAGAACCAUGGUGCUAUAUUUUCUGACCUGAGAACACAGUUUGAUAACUUUGCCUCUGCUCAAGCUAGAGAGAGGUUAAAGGCACUGAAGAGGUCACCCCCUCCUGCCCCAGGUCGUAGACCAGUCAGUACUGGAGGUCCCGGUAGCUCACAGUCUAUUCCUACAUCUGGGCUUGGCAGUAGUGGUUCCCCUGUCAGAGGUCCCAGUCCACAAGCCAGGCAACCCCCGGCUAGGACCCAGCAAGCUCCAAGAGCACCUCCUCGCUCACAGAGUCCUGCUCAAAGAGGUGUGAGCCCCAGACGACCAGAGAGUCCACUACGCAAGACUGGUUCUAGUGUUGACUACACAAGCACCCAGUGGGACUCGGAUGAUGAAGAAACUGAAUCAGAAGAUGAGGAACCAGCUUUUGCCCCGAGGGGACCAGUCACUGUGAUGCAGGCCCGACCUGGUGCAGUACCACCAUCUCCAUCCAGACCUGGUUUCCCAACUCCUCAGUCCCGCCAGCCGCAGCAGCAGCAGCCAUCUCCAGCACCCAGACAACAAGUGAAGACAGUCAUCUCAAAGCCUCUAGAUGAUGUGGAUGAUGAUGAUGAUUGGUUAGAUUCUGACAGUGAUUUGGAUGUUUCUCCUGGCAGACCAUCAGGUGGGGUAUCUAAGCCCGCACAGCCAAAGGGACAGAAAGUUGCCGAGCUAUCCCGGUCUAUAGAGAUGCAGUUAGCUGGAAGAAAAGGAGGAGCUAAACCAGUAGGUGGUGUAGACACUAUGGGCAACCAGAAGAAAACUGUAGAAGAUAUACUGGAGUUUAACUCAGACAGUGACUGGGAUGUUUCCCCUGUAGAGGAUGAUGAGCCUGCCAGACGUAAAGCAAGACCUCAGGGACAGGCUAGAACCAGUCAUGUAGAUGCCUCAGUUUCCUCCAAUACAUAUGGUACCAGUCUAUGGGGAUCAUCAUCAAAAGAUUCAAAUUUAUCUGAGUUAUAACAGACCAGCUGGUACAGGUCAAGCUGUUCAGAGGUCUAACAGCAGAAACUCUUUUGUUUCAAUAUCAGACAUUAGUGAUGAUGAAGAUCUUGAUCUGGAAAAUAUCUAAAUGAAAUGUUUGGAGACCAGUCUAUAAACUAUGGGAUCUGAUUGGUUGAAUUUAAAAUCAGAUUGGAAUUUGACCAAUGGUGAGAAUGCAUUCAAAGGAUGGUUUACAAGCUCAAGUUUUUAUAGGCUUGGGGUCCGGAAUUCAUGCAGAAGGUCUUGUGGAUGCAGAAGAUAACCAAGUGAAGCUUCUGCAAUGUAGAUAACAGGCUGAAACUGCUAAAUUAAAUGAAGUUGAAUUUAAGAGGGUGACAUAGAUUCUGUAUGAACAUGAUUACAAUGCUACAGGUCUUCAGCUUUGCAGUUUUAAUAUGUGUUUUUUAGUGAUAGGGUACUAAUGCAAAUAUUUUUGUAUAUAGGUCUGGUCAUUACGCUUACUUCGUGUAGGUUCAGAUAUGCAUUAAGUUUACACAUUUUGGUUUGGAUCUUGUUUUAGAAGAUACAUAUGAACUUACAAGGUAUUGUAUGAUUAAACAGUACUUGUAAUGUGCCUAAUACAUUGAACUUUAAGGGAUUUAGUGUCUGUAUGAAGUUUUAUAUUUUUUAUAUGUUAAGUAAAUGUUAGUGAUAUUGUUGAUUUAAGACUUGUGAUGUUAUGUAUAGUGUGCUGUAUAAUUGGUGUUUAUUUGUUUACAAUGAAGCUUUAUUUUUAAUGAGAUCAUUCGAGGCUUUAAAUCUUCAUACUGUAUUUACCCAUUUAUAAGAUGGGAAACUAAAAAAAAGUUUACAUCAGCGAAAAAGUGUGAUACCUAAAGAAAUGUUUCAUGUAUAAGGCCUAGGAAUAUUCAGUAUAUAGCAGUAUACACAUAAACCUAUACUUGAAGUACAGUAUAUAUGUUCUGAUUGAUGUAAUACUGUUUUAACAUAUCUUUAUGUUGAAGAAUGAGUGUGCUUUUAUAACUGUGAUACCUAAAAUCAAGUGCAUUUAUAACUUAUUUUGAAAAUAAUGAUACAUCAACAUUUCAGAGCCCAUUAUUUCCAAAAAAAUUUCAUGUUUAUGUUACAUCUGUAACAUUAUAGUGAAACACUCCUUGUUGGAGAGCAUUGAUGGCUGGAGCAUCCAGGCUUAUUUGAGCAUGUUGUGUGGACCUGUCUGUUUUCUGUAAAGUUUUGAUGGGAAACCUAGACAACUCUAGCAUUUUGUUCAUCUCUUGCUAUUAAACUUGCAAAAUUAUUGUUUUUCUUUAUAAUAGAGAAUAUUAUUUGUUUAAGUACCAUGUUGAAAUCUCACAGACUGAAUACAAGAAACAGUAUUUUCAUAAGUGGUGAAGCCAUGAAUGGAAGUUUACAAGUAAAAGAUAUUUGACCUUACGUGUAUUACAAUUAAAAUUUCUGUGUAUUUCAUGUCCUUUUAAUGGCUUUAACCAAAUUUACUCAUUUUUUGUGCGAAACCAAUGAAAAAUAUAUUUGAUAUUUCUGACAAGAAAUCAGUAGAUAAAUUUCACACAAUCUGCCAUAUUUGAGCCACGCCAUGAGAAAACCAACAUAGUGCGUUUGCGACCAGCAUGGAUCCAGACCAGCCUUCGCAUCUGCGCAGUCUGGUCAGGAUCCAUGCUGUUCACUUUCAAGGCCUAUUGCAAUUAGAGAAACUGUUAGCGAACAGCAUGGAUCCUGACUAGACUGCAUGGAUGUGCAGGCUGGUCUGGAUCCAUGCUGGUCGCAAAGCCACUAUGUUGGUUUUCACAUGGCGUGGCUCAUUUUAAUAAUUAACUGAAAUACAGUUACUAAAAAGGUGUCAAAAUUUAUUGCGAAUCAAGAUUGAAAUUUCUGUUAAUACUCAUAUUUUAUCUAAAUUACAUAAUCUGAAAAUCUCAAAUAUCUGGAACCGUCCCAAAUUAUAAUACUGUCAUUUAUAUCAGUUGUUUAUUAUUUAGUGAAAUAUUUUACCAGUGUUUUUUGCUGAUUCAUGUUUAUUGAAAUCUCAACUUCUAUGUUGUCUUGAAAAAUUUGUUGACUGUCACUACCGGUAUAUUGCAUUUUAUGACUUACAUAUCACUGCUUUUGUUAUGCAUUAUAAAAUGCCGUCCAGUAAUAGUUUUUGAUGAAGACAUACCAAUAUUUUGUUGUGUUGUUAAUUAAGUGCUGAUUAAGCAUAUUUAAGUGUGAAACGGCCAUAGGUUUCAUUAUAUUUAUAACAUUUCUAUGGUUUCAGAGAUAUUUCAUGAAUUGUCAGACCUUUUAAAGUCUUUUAUUUGUAAAGUGUAAUAUAGGUUAUGACACUAUAUGUUCUUGUAUAGUACUACCAGCCAUAAUUCAAUUAUUUUAGAUUUUUAAAUGUGAAAAAGAAUUCAUAUCUUAUUUUUUCAAACAAACAGCUUUAAAAACUUACAGUAACUGUGGUAACAUUUUUACUGCAGCAGCUCACAAUUUUUACUUUUCAAGCGGUCUUAAAUGUGGUCAAAGAAAAUAGAAAAAAAAUCAAAGACUUUUAUGUUCAUUUAUUAAUAUUUAAUUUAAUUUUUGUUUUAAAGUGUAGCUUUAUUUGGUAGUUAAUGAAUGUUUGUCGUUACAUAUCUUUUGUUUGUAAAUAAUUUUACUAUUUAUUUUAUGUGAUUGGUGUAUGCAUGUGCUAUUCAUUUUAGUUUUUGUUGUUUUUAUUAUUUCUUUUAUUUUUGCUCUGUGUCUAUAUUUAUUUUACAUUUAUUAUGUAAAUAAGAACUUACAUUUUACCAAAUCAUUAUUGUAGAUAUUAUGUAGAAAGAAUAAGUUCAAGUGGCCAGUCCACGUAGCUAAAUAAGGAGAGUGCAGAUCUACGAAUUGUAGGGUCAUAAGUUCGAGGCGUAUGCUCUCCGUGAAGAUUUGAUAAAAGAUAUUGUGUCUGAAAUCAUUCGUCCUCCAUCUCUAAUUCAUGUGGGGAAGUUGGCAGUAACUUAAUAUGGGGAACAGGUUUAGACUGGUACAGAAUCCAGGAACACUGCCUGUGGUUUCAUAUCUUCAAUGCUGUUGAAAAAUGGUGUAAAUCCAAAACAAACAAACAAAGAAUUAGUUCAAAUAGAAUAUACUUUGAGUUCUGUGCAAAAACUGGUUAACUGCAUUGACAGAAGGUAGCAGUUAAACGACAACAAUGUGAGAACUGAUAGCAGGAGUCAUUUAAUGGAGUGAACAGAAAAUUUUAAGAUUAGCUUGGUUAACAUAGAUUCAUGGAGAAACAAAACUGAGGACAAGAAUAAAAUAAUAAUUACUAAAAUAGACAAUAAUGAGAUAUUACUGAAAUUGACCCUGUGGGAUGAUUACAGAUUACAUAAUUCAUUUAAUAUCUGAACCAAAGACUAAAUUGAACAUAUCUUGAGAAAAGUUUGGGUUUCAGACUUACAUCUUACCUAUUGAAGUAACACUUUUUUUUUAAAAACCUGUUGGAGCAACUAUCAAAAUUUGUAUAAGGGAGUGAAGUUUUUGACCUACGGUUUUUAUAGACUUUGGGUUUAUACCUCGAUGAUUUUAACUUUGUUGUUAAAUGAGUAAUACAGAGUGAACUAGAAGCUGUGCCAUAAAACAGUUCUGGGAUUUAUUUUAAGCAUGUUAAUGAUUUUAUUUAGAGUUCUGUCCAAUUUUACAGAGGUUUUAGUUUCACCACUUCAGAGAAGACAAGUAACAGGGAUGAUAAAUCACACAUAUGUCUGCCAUAAACUGAAUAAAUUAUUAUGUAUAAUAUAUACAGGAAUUCUUCUUCAUGAACUUUGUUCACCACUCUGUAUUGACCAAAAGGCUUUUAUUAAGUUGCAUACAGUUUAUUUAUAGAUUAAGUUUUAACAAAGCUGUAUUUGUAGAGUUUUAAAAGUGAAUAUUUUGGUGUUACACAGUCAUUUUCUGCUUACUUACAUUCUGUAUUGUCAAAGCAAUAUAGAGUUAAUAAUAUUAAUUGGCCGCCUAAAUGAAAUGUAUAAAUAAGGCCUAUUGGGAAAGAGUGGGACUAGAAGGUAACUUACAAUGUUUAUAUGAAGAAACAUUGAUAUUACAAGUUAGUAGUACUAUUGUAGAAUUUAUAUAUUUGUGAUAUUCAACCAAAUAAAAUAUUUUUAAACUAUAAAA